AUGACCACAGUCCCAGCUAAAAUUAGCGAUAACUUCCUCCCACCCAAAGCCCCAAGCACAGCUCGAGCUCAACAAAUCGACUUUGAAAAGUCCAACCCCCCACUCCCAAAAUACAAAGACCACUUCGCCGCAGUGAUAGAUGACUUUCUCACCGAGACUGAAUGCAAAGAACUCCUCGCCCUCGUCGAGUCCAGCACACCAAAUGGCUGGGAACGUGCAAUGAUCAAUAUCGGCGGCGGGAAACAACGUCUCUCCACCGAUACGCGCAACUGUGCAAGAAUCAUGUGGGAUACCCACGACGUCGCCGACCGACUGUUAGCGCGCCUAAUGCCAUUCCUGCACGACUUAGACAUCGACCAAUUCAGUAAUCGAACGAGUGUGACUGGACUAAUUGGCCGGGGCAAAUCGUAUCGUGUCUCUGCGCUUAAUGAACGACUACGCUUUCUCCGGUAUGUGGGUGGUGAGUACUUCCGCCCCCAUUGGGAUGGGCAGUACGAAGCACCCAAUGGAGAUCUUUCAUAUCUCACGCUCCAUCUUUAUCUUAAUGGGGAUGGGGAGCAGGAUGUUGUUGAGUUGGGCAAGGCGGAGGAUAGGCCCGGGAGAGUGAAUCCUGCCCCUCAUGAGAAGUUGCUUGGGGGCGCGACGUCCUUUAUUCCGAUUCCUAGUUAUAAGAGUGGGAAUGGGCAGCUGCGCAUCUUUCCAAGGACCGGGUCUGUUUUGAUUUUCCAGCAUAGCGGGCUUAUGCAUAGUGGGGAUCCGGUGUUUAGGGGCACGAAGUAUACUAUGAGGACGGAUAUUAUGUAUCGGGAGGUAUGA
Messenger RNA from Penicillium daleae, 816 nucleotides. RefSeq lists its product as uncharacterized. The transcript has a single exon. Gene Ontology annotation, molecular function: iron ion binding; procollagen-proline 4-dioxygenase activity; L-ascorbic acid binding. The record is from RefSeq and is a predicted model, not a curated record. Bases 1 to 816 code for a protein of 271 amino acids. Gene Ontology annotation, biological process: peptidyl-proline hydroxylation to 4-hydroxy-L-proline. Gene Ontology annotation, cellular component: endoplasmic reticulum. Lineage: Eukaryota; Fungi; Ascomycota; Eurotiomycetes; Eurotiales; Aspergillaceae.